UUCAUAUCAUCCAUAAUGUACAUGUCGCCAUUCUCACUCGACAUAAAGGGUAGACGGAACAGUUAUGGCAGUGGAAGAAGUAAAAAGGAAAGAGCCCAUCAUUGAACUUGGAGAGAUUCCAAAUCAAACCUCUUAAACAAAGACCUCCUCUCCACAACUCGACAUGUGUCCCACCACCUGUAAAAUGCACUUCCCUCAUUUCCUUACACGUGUCCCCAUCCUCCUCCUCCCAUGGCUACGCUCUGCUCCUCUCUCUCUAUAUAGUGUCCUUCCCCACCUCCUUCUCCAGAAUCACGAAGCCAAAGUUAUCCAGCAAACUAACAUUUAAUCGGUUCCUUUUGUCACAUUGUUACCUAUCAUCCAGAGGCAGAGAAGGAGAGAAGAAAAUGGCGCAAUCAACGGUUGGAAGGAACGUAGCAGCUCCAUUGAUGUUUCUGAACUUGGUCAUGUACGCAAUCGUGUUGGGUUUCGCUAGCUGGUGUUUGAAUCGCUACAUCAACGGCCAGACUUACCAUCCCAGCUUCGGCGGGAACGGGGCGACGGGGUUCUUCCUGACGUUCGCGACACUCGCGGCGGUGCUGGGCAUAGUGUCGAAGGUCCUGGGCGGAAACCACAUCAGGACGUGGAGGAACGACAGCCUGGCGGCGGCUGCUUCGACGGCGAUCCUGGCGUGGGCGGUGACGAUGCUGGCGUUGGGGCUGGCGUGCAAGCAGAUAAACGUGGGAGGGCACAGAGGGUGGAGGCUGAGGGUGCUGGAGGCGUUCGUCAUAAUACUGGGCGUGACUCAGGGUCUGUACGUGAUGCUGCUCCACGCCGGGAUGUUCAGCAGCAGGUACGGGCCGGGAUACAGGGACGAUUACGGCGUCGGCGGUGGAGCGGAGAUGCCGAAAGGUACCGGUACUGCCGGUAUGACCGGGGCGAGGGUUUGAUGUCGUCCCAAGGUGACACACCAAUGUGUUUCUCGAAAGACAUUAGUCUGGCUACUCUUUUUUAUCUGUAGAAUGACUUGAUUUUCAUAUUAAGGUUUGGUUUUGUGUUCGUAGUUGAAAGAAAGAAGUGCAUGUAAUUGGGAUUCCGUUUAGGAAUGUACCUUACUGUUUGUCGAAUAACGAUUAAUGCAGAUACUUUACAAUAAUGAAAGGCUUCCCACUCUUCUUUUAUUAACGAACUCAACUCAACUCAUUUUGAGGCUCCAAAACCUCAACUUGGAGCCUUAGAUGUAUGUGCAUAAGUGGGUUGGUGCCGAAAAACUUACCAACAAAUGGUACUCUGGCAACAAAUUUUGACCCAGGAUCGUCUUUAACAACGAACGCAUAUGACCCAAUAGAACAACAGCAAACGAAGCAAUGACGAACGCAUAUGAUCCAAUAGAACAACAGCAAACGA
Molecule: messenger RNA, 1386 nt
Organism: Linum trigynum
Lineage: Eukaryota; Viridiplantae; Streptophyta; Magnoliopsida; Malpighiales; Linaceae
Source: the annotation of a GenBank genome assembly